This is a messenger RNA of Setaria italica (foxtail millet), 2100 nucleotides long. RefSeq names its product D-3-phosphoglycerate dehydrogenase 3, chloroplastic. Gene Ontology annotation, molecular function: phosphoglycerate dehydrogenase activity; NAD binding. NCBI's taxonomy places the organism in Eukaryota, Viridiplantae, Streptophyta, Magnoliopsida, Poales, Poaceae. Gene Ontology annotation, biological process: L-serine biosynthetic process. The transcript is spliced from 5 exons. The record is from RefSeq and is a predicted model, not a curated record. Bases 92 to 1918 code for a protein of 608 amino acids.
CACAUUCACACGACUCCCGCCGCGAUCCACACCGAUUCACUCCACUGCCCCCCCGCCACGACACGCUCGCCACACACCACUGCACGGGUCCAUGGCCUUGGCGACGCCGCUCCGCCACCUCCUCCCCGUGGCGGCGGCGACGGCCACAGCCCCCGACCCCGCCGGACCAUCCCUGACGGCCCGCCGCGUCCUCUGGGGCCGCCUUCGCUCCAGCCUCGCCGCCUCCCCGUCCAGGGAGCCCAGGUCCAGGUCCCUCACCGCGCCGGUGGCGGCUGCGGCGGGCGGGCGGCCGACGGUGCUCGUCACGGAGAAGCUGGGCCCGGCGGGGCUGGACCUGCUGCGCUCGUUCGCGAACGUGGACUGCUCCUACGAGCUCACGGCGGAGGAGCUCCGCGCCAAGGUCUCGCUCGUGGACGCGCUGGUGGUGCGCAGCGGGACGUGCGUCACGCGGGAGGUGUUCGAGGCCGCGCGCGGGCGGCUCCGCGUGGUCGGCCGUGCCGGGGUCGGGAUCGACAACGUCGACCUCCAGGCGGCGACCGAGGCCGGGUGCCUCGUCGUCAACGCGCCCACCGCCAACACCGUCGCCGCCGCCGAGCACGCCGUCGCGCUCCUCACCGCCAUGGCGCGCAACGUCGCGCAGGCCGACGCGUCGCUCAAGGCCGGCAAAUGGCAACGGAGCAAAUAUGUCGGUGUUACUUUAGUGGGGAAGACACUAGCUGUUAUGGGCUUUGGAAAGGUUGGCUCCGAAGUAGCUCGGCGCGCAAAAGGACUCGGGAUGGAUAUCAUUGCUCAUGACCCAUAUGCUCCUGUUGAUAGAGCCCGGGCAAUUGGCGUAGAUCUUGUAUCAUUUGAUGAGGCCAUCUCCACAGCAGACUUCAUAUCAUUGCACAUGCCUCUAACUCCAUCGACAGCAAAGCUUUUUAAUGAUGAAACUUUUGCAAAAAUGAAAAAGGGUGUUAGAAUUAUCAACGUUGCACGGGGUGGAGUUGUUGAUGAAGAAGCAUUGCUGAGAGCACUUGACAAUGGAACAGUUGCCCAGGCCGCACUUGAUGUAUUUACUGAGGAGCCACCGCCAAGAGACAGCAAGUUGGUGCAGCAUGAGGAUGUCACUGUCACACCGCACCUUGGAGCUAGCACAACAGAAUCUCAGGAAGGUGUAGCCCUUGAAAUUGCAGAGGCUGUUAUCGGUGCACUGAGAGGAGAUCUGGCUGCCACAGCUGUGAAUGCCCCAAUGGUCCCUGCUGAGGUUCUAUCAGAGCUAUCACCCUAUGUUGUCCUUGCCGAGAAGCUGGGCCGACUUGUUGUGCAACUUGUAGCUGGUGGCAGCGGGGUUAAGGUUGUCAAGGUUGUCUACUCAUCUGCUAGAGACCCCGAUGACUUGGAUACAAGAAUUCUUCGUGCCAUGGUCACCAAAGGCAUUGUCGAACCUAUUUCAAGUGCAUUCGUCAACAUCGUCAAUGCAGACUAUGUUGCCAAGCAGAGAGGCCUCCGGAUCAUCGAGGAGAGAAUUCUCCUUGAUGGUUCACCUGAAAUCCCCCUAGAUUCCAUCCAGGUCCACCUCACCAAUGUGGAGUCCAAGUUUGCUGGUGCCUUGUCUGAUGCAGGCGACAUCAGAGUGGAAGGAAAGGUUAAGGACGGCUCCCCGCAUCUCACCCUUGUCGGGUCUUUCAGUGUUGACGUUAGCCUUGAGGGAAACCUCAUACUGUGCUGCCAAGUUGAUCAGCCGGGCAUCAUCGGGAAAGUGGGAUCGAUCUUGGGAAAGAUGAAUGUGAAUGUGAGCUUCAUGAGCGUUGGAAGGACUGCUCGUGGGAAGCAGGCGGUAAUGGCCAUUGGAGUUGAUGAGGAGCCUGAGAAGGAAGCUCUUAAGUUGAUCGGCGAUACACCGUCUGUCGAGGAUUUUGUCUUUGUUAAGCUUUAGAGAGGAAGUAGGUAGGUAUACCAAAGAUAAUGUUUGUGCUAUGUUAGCAUGAGAUUCAUUUUUCCAAGCUGCUAGUAGCUUGUUUGGGGGUACUGUAGAAUGACAUUCUUUGGUGUCCUUCAGGGGACACCACGUAGAUAUAUAAUAUAUCAAGAAGUGCAUGCAAAAAUGCAAUUUUUCCA